UCCAGUGAAGGUGUUGUUUUAUUUUUCUCUCUCCACCACUGGUUCACUCUCCUGUUCUCCUUUUAUUAUUAUUAUUUUUUUCCACUGUAACACAACUCUCUCUCGACGAAAAACGGUGGAUCCGGUGGCCGGGGUUGAGCGAACGAUCAGACGCUCUCGAUGUGCGUGGGAGACGAGAGUUUAGCGCAAUUGACGUUAACGGAGAAUGAGAAUGAGAGGAGUCAAAAUAAAAACCGGUGAAUUUACAAUGCGCUGAACAAUUUGUUGAAUUAUGAAGACUGUAGUCGCUCGGGGGAUUGAAUAAUUAACACGUGAUUGUUGUCGCGAUAAUAGGCGUGAUAGCGGUAUUCAGUAGGUACGGAAGUGUGUGGCCAGACCGAGUAAUUUUUGCUGUGAUGUGAGUUUUUGAUUAUUCACCUGCUGUGUCGAUGAUUUCUACAGCGAGAAAUUAUUAUUCGUGGCACGAGGGAUCACAUUACACCGGUGGAUUUAUCGUUGGAGUGACUGUUGGGUUUUUAGUUUGGGGGAAUUGACGAGUUUUUCGGAAAUUCUGUGGUGAUUGCUGAGGGAUUCGAUUGCUCAUUCCAGGGGUGGGGGUCGUGACGUGAUACCUUGGCUACUGUCGUCAUUGACGUGUCAGUGAUAUCUCCGUUGGGGUUUCAGGCAGAAGCGGGAGAGGAGAUCGCCGGGGAAACGAAUGGAUCGACUGAGGAGAAGCUUCAGGGAUAGUUUUAGGAGAAGGAAAGAUGCGCAUAUUCCGGAAUCUAGUAAACCACAUCAGUGGCAGUCGGAUGAGAGUGCUGUGAGAUCUGCUACUUGUGCAUUUCAUGUUAAAUAUUUGGGUUGCGUGGAAGUAUUCGAGUCCCGGGGAAUGCAGGUCUGCGAGGAGGCACUGAAAGUACUGAGGAAUUCAAGAAGAAGACCCGUGAGAGCGAUACUGCAUGUCUCGGGUGAUGGAUUGAGGGUGGUUGAGGAUGAAACCAAGGGUCUCAUUGUCGACCAAACUAUCGAGAAAGUUUCAUUCUGCGCACCUGAUAGAAACCACGAGAAGGGCUUCAGCUAUAUCUGCAGAGAUGGGACCACUAAGCGAUGGAUGUGUCAUGGGUUCUUGGCACUCAAAGAGACGGGAGAAAGAUUGAGCCACGCUGUGGGAUGUGCAUUCGCUGCCUGUUUGGAGCGGAAGCAACGUAGGGACAAGGAGUGCAGUGUCACCAUGACCUUUGACACCAAGACCUCGACAUUCACGAGGAGUGGCAGUUUCAGGCAACCGAGUCUCACUGAAAGACUGCAGGAUAGUCGAGAAAGAGCAGUUGAUGUUCCACCAGUCAGACAAGUGCACAACCCCUUUGCAAUAGAACGGCCGCACGCGACCCCAUCGAUGCUGGAGCGUCAGGGGUCAUUCCGUGGAUUCAAUCAAUUGAAUCAGGCAUCACCAUUCAAAAGACAACUGAGUCUGCGCGUCAAUGAUCUUCCCAGCAAUUUGGAGCGGACACGUAGCCAUAGUUUAGAACCCACCGAUCUCACACGUCUGCCACCGCUGCCGCACAUAAUGCCCCUCAGACCUCCAGUGAGUCCGAUACCUGAAAUAUCGCCCAGUGGACAGGACAGUCUUUCGGCGCUGUGCGCACACAUAUCCCACGACCUCCAGCUUCUAUCGAGGCAAGAUGACUUUGGACCGUUGCCAUCAAACUCGGCGUUGAACUCCGCAACUGAGCAACUAUUUACAACCACUACAACUACGCAAGUGAAAACUAGUUCAUCCCUCGACGACCUGAACCUCCAGAACGGUUCGAGCACCCUGAAUAACAACAUAAACAAGAACCCGAACAUAAAUAACAACGACGAGGACAUGAACGUCACCAUAAGCACAACCCAAGUGGAAGUGACCUGGAGAGACCGCCAGUCCCCAGUGAUGACGAACCCCCGGCUCACCCCAGUCCUGAACUCCACCUGCAAUUUGACACCAAUAAUGAGCAGAUCCCACGCCUCGACACUCAUGUCGACACCAGCCCUUUCAGGUAGUGCAGUGGGCCCCUUCGGCACUCCCCCAACAGGCAGUCCAGCCUUCAGCACUGCCUCCACCUCCUCCAUGGGCAGUUCCAUCCCCUCGACCGCCAACAGAUCCCCCAUCCCCAUUAAUCCAAUAACUCCAGUGACAAGUUCACCGAAUGUCAGUGGAUCCACCACAAUCUCCACCGACACAAGCGCAAUUGAAAAAAUCACGACGACAGACCUUCCGAGACCCGAUCAAUGGCUUGGAAGUGUCACUGGGGCUGUGGCACCUGUGCAAACACCUAGGAGAGCACCACCUCUUCAUGCAAGAGCCCUGUCACUGGGUUCAGCCAGUGUGCCUGGUGCCACUGGUGCUAGACCCAAUGAUCCAUUCGACGCCGAGUGGGCGGAAAUUGCUGCGAGAAAUCUUAGACAAGCCAGUGCUGCUACCAAUCCAUUCAUUGUUCCCAAUGCAACGCAAGCGUUUCAGGUGCAAUUGUAGCGUCAGGAAUUUAAUAACAGCAUUGCUGAUUUCUACAGAAAGUAUAUUUAGGGAGGGGAGGGGAGGCUUCUUCGAGGUGGCAAAUUCACGUUUAAGAAAAUUUGAGGGCCGCGUGUGUUAUAUUUCGAACGUGAUCUUGGUCGUUUUUUUUAUUUUGAUGAUCUGAAAUGUUCUCCAAUUGCCAUUCAGUUUUACAUAGACCUGGAGCCUCCAAAAAUUGUGAUUGUGUAAUUUAAAAAACGUUGAAAGAAAACUGAACAUUUUCACAGAGUGUUUUUUUAUCAUAUUGGGAAAUAAAUCCAAUAGGGAGGACAUUGCAAAUUAAUAACACGGUUCAACAAAAUUCGGACGUAUUCAACCUCGAAAACGAAAACGGCCCUAUCUUGGAGAUAUUUUAAUACUGAUUCUAAAUUUCUUUUGAGAAAUCUCUCUAGCACGUCUAGUUUUCGAGAGAAAAAAUGUUGAAAUGUUGAAAAAUGGCUAAAAUGAGCAAUCUGAAAAAUUAGUAAAAAAAUGAAUUUGGACGUAGUUUUUCUCAGAAAAAAACCUAUGAAUUAAUAAAGAUGCGAUUUGUUUAGUGGAUCCGAUUUCGUUCCAAUUGGUUGAGUCAAAACGAGCGCAAAAAAUCCUGAAAAAUUCCCGAUUUCAUGAUUUUUCUUGUGAAAUCAAAUGACCCGAAGUUGGUGGCACACUCUUUGAGACACGCGAAUUUCAAAUCUAUCUACACCCGUGUGUGAACCUCGGCUUGACUUAACAACGUCUGAAUUUUAUCGAACUGUUUAAUUUACUGCAUAUAAUGGCUUCCUAGUAGCCAAUGGCUGUCAGAUCGUUAAUUGCCAUGAUAAAUUAUCCUUUCACUAUUUCCUCUCUAUUGAACUUAUUUCCUAAUUGUUAUUAACAACGCCUUUUGAAAUUUUUAGUUUUUUAUUUACUUUUUUUGUGCAAUCAUAACUUUUGGGAACUCCUGUGUGAUGUAAAAUUCAACGGGAAUUGUGAUAUAUUUUAAAUUAUGAAGUUGAAAAAACAAUCGAUAUAAAUAGAAAAAAAUUGCGCUUUCUCUAAGAAAUUCUAUUGAAUUUCUAUUGCAACUCUAUAAGGACUCUGUUGGUAGAUUCUAUUCGUUUUUUGGCGCCAAUUCGAUCAAAAAUUAUGCAACACCCCCGCAUUUUUAAAUAGAUAUUUGUUUAUAGAAAAAUGUCUGUAGAUCCACAGAUUUUUCUGUGUUACUUACUCUGUUAGGAUCUUUUCUAUAAGAAUUUUUGGGCAUCCGUUCGUUCAUGUUGGAACGAAAAAUCCUGCAAAUUUGCGCCUAAGAAUUUCUAAAGACCAAAAAAAAAUCUGUUGACUUUUUUCUAUUAAAUCUCUUAACAAAAUGACACAAUAAAGUUACAUAAUCUGCUAUGUAUUUUUUUAAAGAAUUUUAAUAAAAUUUUGCGAUAGCUCGCACAGAGUUGAAUAGAAAUUCAAUAGAAUUUCUUAGAGAAAGCGUUUUUGAUUUGAGAGAAUUGAGAGAUAUUUCCAGAGGAAUGAAGCUUUGAAUUCAAGGAAACACUUUAUUUGAAAUUAUUUCAUUUAUCUCGACAAUAAUUUUGUUGAAAACUAAUUACCAGUGGAAAUUAUUUGAUUAUGUGUAUCAAAUAAUUCAUUCAUUCCAAAUAAUUCAUUCAUUGGAUUCAUCUAAACGAUUUAUUUGAUUUGAAGUAAGGAAUUAUUGGAUGAUAAUGAAGUCUUCAUUUGGGUCAAGAAAAAAUUUGUUUAGAUGUUUAAAAACUAUUCACUUAAGGUGAAUAAAAACGCAAAUAAAAAUUAAAUCCAACUAAAGGUAAUUUAAUUCAAAGAAAUUAUUUGUCUUGGUGUUUUUUUCAUUCAAGUAUGAAAAAAGUUGAUGAAAAAUUUAUUUGAUUAAAAAAGAGCCACGUGACUUUGCACUCUUUAAAGAAGAUCAAAUUUAAUUCAUUCGAUCAUUUUCGAUGUUUCGAUCUCAAAUUAUGAAGUCGCGUCAGGAUAAAAUCCCAUAGAAACAUUUAAUGAAGUCAGUGAGAAUUUAUUUCAAAGGAAAAAGUAGAUAUCAUCAAAUGAAUUUCAAUUUAGUGAAGAAAUCCGAAGCUUCGACUAGGAGAUUUCCCUGAAAUUCUAUUCGUUUUUUGCUGAUUUAAUUUGAAAAUCUCAUUCUCAUCAUAAUAUUUUCCCAA
Diachasma alloeum is the source of this 4686-nucleotide messenger RNA. It is a transcript of the gene numb, whose product is annotated as protein numb. The record is from RefSeq and is a predicted model, not a curated record. The transcript is spliced from 9 exons. NCBI's taxonomy places the organism in Eukaryota, Metazoa, Arthropoda, Insecta, Hymenoptera, Braconidae. The coding region runs from base 698 to 2494 and encodes 598 amino acids.